Capronia epimyces CBS 606.96 is the source of this 4872-nucleotide messenger RNA. RefSeq lists its product as uncharacterized. NCBI's taxonomy places the organism in Eukaryota, Fungi, Ascomycota, Eurotiomycetes, Chaetothyriales, Herpotrichiellaceae. Bases 1 to 4872 code for a protein of 1623 amino acids. The transcript has 10 exons. The record is from RefSeq and is a predicted model, not a curated record.
AUGCGGCCAUCUUCGUCGCUCCUUUUUCUCCCCUGUCUAGCCCUGCGACUAGCAGUGGCUAACGGCCAGGCGGUGGCAACCGUUACCUAUGGACCUGGUGGACCAUGCCCGGCUCCUUUGGUCACGAGUGUUAUUGUACAGCCAGUCUACUACAGCUCCUUCUUUCAGUCAGCGUCGCAGGUCGUCAACAUCUUUGGCAAUGGGGAAACAAUCACCAUCGGCAAUGCUCCCACGACGUACAUUCAAAAUACAUAUAUCACAACCACCAUAGUCUCUACCGUCACCACCGUGGUUAACCCUUCUUCGAGUUCCUCGAUGCCAGGAAGCUCAUCGAACAUUGGCUCCAGCAGUGAGACGAAUGGACCGGUCGUCACCAGUGGGUCGUUGAGUUCCUCCUUGGGCUCGACCUCGAUGUCGAGCAUGACUCCGACUCCGACUCCGAGCUCGAUUGCAACGACUUCUGGAUUUCCUACGGCUCCCCCAACGAUUUACAGCCCUGUUCCGGCUCCGAUGACGACGCCAACACCACCGCCUGUGUUGCUCUCGACAUCUGUUGACUCACAGGGUAAUACUGUCACGGUCACAAUUACCCAACCAACCUUCACGCUAGGUGAAGGUCUUCAAAGUGGAGUGCAGACUGAUAUCCCAGCGACGUCGCCUGUCAUGGUCGGCAUCGCGUUUGGAGGCCCUGGCGCAAAAGUGAAGCGACAAGCAGCCACUGCCGCGCCCAGCUCGGCCUUGGAUGGUCCCCAGCCCGCAGGACUGCUUCAAGGAGAUGAUGGAGGAUCGGGAAACAACUGCGGCUUCGCAACAAGAUGGUAUUUGUCACAGGGCGAGCUGAUCUCUGGCAAUGAGUCCGUUGGACGCAACUUCAGCGACUUCUACGUGCCAAUCACUGCGGUGCCUUGGAUCAACGACUUUAACACGACCUUUUACUUCGACGACGGUAUCCUUGGGUGGAAUAGAACGGAUCGGGGUCCUGCAACGUUCUACCAAUGUGGCGACUCUUUAGUAUAUGCUGGAUUCCCUUAUCCCCCGAGAGACGACUGUUACGUGGUGACGUUGGGCGGUAUAGCCGCUGCGGCCUGUCCGGUGGACUAUACAAAUUCAGCCGUGGAGACCUCCUCGACGACGACACCCACCGGCCCGGAAAGUACGACGACUUCGCCGGUUCCAGACACCACUACAACAUCCGACACAACGACCAGCCCGGACACGGCAAGCCCUACACUGACUACAACUCCUGAACCGCCGCCUGCCGAAUCCACUACUACGUCUCCUCUGGCUCCACCGACGAGCGCGCCCACGCCGGCGUCCUCGUCUCCCAUUCCUCCGUCGCCGUCAAGCUCUACGACGUCCGCAGCCACGAGUUUAGUGUCUUCGCCCACCGCUGGCCCCCUCACGUCGUCCACCAAUCCAACCCUGGCAACGACAACAUCCACCGUCAGCCCGGUUAUCUCAGCGGCGACCUCUUCGACUUAUGUAGGCCUUGCAUCAUCAAGCACGACCUCGACCUCGACCAGUUAUGUGCUUGGCAGCACUUCUUCGACCACGUCCACACAGCAGAGUGCCGCGGUGACCACCAGCAGAGUUUCCUCCAGCUCCGCUGGAGUGACGACUGGAAUGUCUAGUUCGGCGGCAGUAGUUGGGACAACGAGCACGCUGUCGCCGUCCGGAAGUCAGACUAGCCCUGCCUCGUCCUCAUCUGGAACGAGCAACGGACCUGCUGAGUACAAGCACGACGACUCAAGGUUUGGCGAGCUCUGUCUCAAGUACUUCAGCAGGUAUAGUGUCUUCCUCCCCUACUUCAUCCACUUCUGUCCCUGUCCCAAGCACUUCCUCCCUGUCCCCAAGCAGUGGUUCAACGACGAGCCCCUCGUCACCUACUACGACCGUGGUCACAACCUCAACGCCCACGACAUUUUCGGCUUCAAGCUCGUCGCUCACGACGGCUGGCGGAUCAACGAGCAGUUCCGCUCCGACGACAACACAAUCCUCAACGCAAUCUGCGGUUGUGGGGUCGUCUUCCAGCACCAGCAGCUCUUCAACUACUGGUGCAACUUCAAGUUCCGGUACGUCUCGUAUUGCUACCUCCACAAGUUCUUCGGCCUUGUUUGCGUCGUCAUCGAGUACUUCUUUAUUGAAUCCAACAACCACACCAGCUGCUACCACCUCAAGUCUUGGGUCGGGCACUACAACCAGCUCGACGACUUCAUCGAUCUCGCCGACUACGUCGUCACAGGUCGCUCUAUCAAGCACCACCACGAGUGCGGUCAUCGGUGUGACAUCGACGACGAGUAUGAGCACGAGCACAGGACUUACGUCCACGACCACUCCUAUAUCAAGUGGCACAAGCUCGUCCAGUUCAUCCUCAGGGACAACGCAAAGCAAUCAACCUGGAACCACUGCCCAGACAACGGCAUCAACUACCACUACCACUACCACUACCACUACCACUACCACUGCACCUACAAGCACCACGGCUUCCAGUGCAUCCACAAGCUUGAGUCAGUCUCCAACGAGCACAUUGACGACUGGGACAAGCUUGCAGAGCAGUUCUUCAACGAGUACGCCCUCAACGAGUGCUUCGAUGAGUACCUUCUCAACCAGUUCUCCCUCGGCCAGUACUUCUUCAAUAGGUCCUUCGUCAACGGGCAGCUCCUCGACGAGUACUUCAGUCAGCACAACCGGUGCUACAUUCUCUUCCACCAGCACAUCAUCGACAACAAGCUUCUCUUCUACUGGUCUGGUGUCGUCAACGGGCAGCUCCUCGACGAGUACUUCUUCAGUCAGCACAACCAGUUCUACAGUCUCUUCCACCAGCACAUCCUCGACAACAAGCUUGUUCACGAGCUCUACCACUGGUCUGGCGUCAUCAACGACGACAGCCACUACAGGCACGUCGACUACAACAACCACGAGUCUAUCUACGCAGACUUCUACGAUUACGCUUUCCACUACGGCGGGCUCGAGCUCUCCCACAACGACUUCGUCGACCACUUCUGUUACCACGGUCUCGACGACUUCUGGGGCUGGUCAGACAAGUACAAGCACGACAACGGUUACGUCGGCUGCCACCACGUCCACGUCCACGUCCACGUCCACGUCCACGUCCACGACAACGACGAUUGUGACCACUACAAGUACAAGUACUACGUCGACCAUUGCUGCAACAACAACUACCACGAUGACGACGAGCACUUCCACAACGUCGAGUACUCCUUCAACCACCUCUACCACCUCGACUGUCUCGUCAACAUCGAGCGGUACGACCAGUACUUCAACAACAUCGAGUACGACGUCGACCACUUCCAUAUCGAGCAGCACUUCCACAACGUCAACGCCGUCUACAUCGAGUGCGACAAGUGGCACUACCACUACUACUACGUCAACCGCUACUUCGACUACUUCUUCUGCAUCCAGUACGACGUCAACCAGUUCCACCCCAACCAGUUCAAGUACUUCGAGUGCUUCUACAACAUCAACUACAACCUCGAGUACUUCUACCACAUCAACUACUACUGCGAGUACUUCUACCGCGUCUACUACUACUUCGAGUACUUCUACCGCAUCGACUACUUCGACUACUUCCGCGACUACGUCAACGUCAAUACCACCACUACCAGCACUGCCACGUCUACCACCACGACCACCACCACGACCACCACCACGACCACCACCACGACCACCACCACGACUGCUGCUGCCACGACUACCACGACUACCACUACGACUCCCACAACGACCCCGACAACUACAACGUCGACGACAACGUCCACAAUCACAUCAACCACCACAACUACGACAACUCUAGGUGUUACACAAGUUCCUCCCAAUUACUCAUCGUUGGCUUCAACCGUGUAUGCGUCAACGGUCUCGGCCGCCCUCAACACAGGGACCUUGUGUGCCGGUUCGAAUGUUGUUUCAACCAGCCAGGCAUCUUACCCCAUUAUCCCGGGUGCUUACAACUACCAGAAGGUUGCGUUGGCCAACAAUCCAACCGUGGUGUACGAGGUCGAAUGCUACAUGAACGCCAACUCGGGCAGUAUGUACAGCCAGACCACUGCCUAUUCUCUCGAGUACUGCAUGGAUGCCUGUACCCAGGCCGGUUCGGCUCACUGCACCGUGGCGUACUGGGAUGUUUUAAAUCAUAAUUGUCAACUCUACACGACUUCUAACAGCGGAGGUGGCUCGGCGCCCGGUGGAAUGGCACCCAACAGUAUGAUCUUCAACGUGCGAACGGCCAGGCUUCUGACACCAGCCGCUCCAAAUGUUGUGGACGCCACAUACCUCCUGGCACCGAGCUCGCAAUACAACCUCGGGCUAUGUACCGGAACUGGGGCCAGCUACUACAAUGAGUCUUUCAUCGGGGUGUAUCACCAAGACAACACCAUACGUGCCGGCCGUUUCGAUCUUUGGUUCAUCAACUGCGCCGUCACAUAUUACUCUUCAGCCAUCUCAAGCUCCCAGUUCACUUCCACCCAGAUGACCUCGGCCAUGACCAACGCGAGCGUCGCGACUCCGGCGACAGCGGACGAUUGUGCACGACUGUGCGCCUAUACCAAUGUUCUCGCUAACGAUGGCUCAGUUGCCGGCGAUGUGAAUUGUCGCUUGUGGCACUGGACAACAUCUAACUCUUGUGUCUUGUUCAGCAGUCGAGGGGGCAACACGACGCCGCAAGGUGACUCCACGAUCCUCGCUUCUGGCCUCUACCGGGGCAACACUGGCACCGAGUAUACUGCUGUGGCAAGCUACAAGCGUUCGCGUUCGCUGCCACCGGGAGUUGGUCCGAAACGCCAGCACGCACGAGAUGCUCUCGCGAAGACCGACCAUCGUACUCCCGAUUUCAUCAUCCCGUUCAAACGCCUCUAG